GUAGUGGAACGUAUUCGGCCUGUGCCAACAGCGCUGGCUCAGGUUGACCGUGAAAAGAUCUACCAGUGGAUCAAUGAGCUGUCCAGCCCUGAGACACGGGAGAACGCGCUGCUGGAGCUGAGCAAGAAGCGCGAGUCUGUGCCUGACCUUGCCCCGAUGCUGUGGCACUCGUUUGGCACGAUCGCAGCUCUCCUUCAGGAAAUUGUAAAUAUUUAUCCAUCAAUCAACCCUCCAACUUUGACAGCCCAUCAGUCCAACAGAGUCUGCAAUGCUUUAGCUCUACUACAGUGUGUUGCGUCACAUCCUGAAACCAGGUCAGCUUUUCUGGCAGCUCACAUCCCUCUCUUCCUGUAUCCCUUCUUGCACACAGUUAGCAAGACACGGCCAUUUGAGUACCUGCGGCUGACGAGCCUCGGAGUGAUCGGGGCCUUGGUGAAAACUGAUGAGCAAGAAGUGAUAAAUUUCUUGUUGACAACAGAAAUUAUCCCCCUGUGCUUACGCAUUAUGGAGUCUGGCAGUGAACUCUCCAAAACGGUUGCCACGUUUAUUCUUCAGAAAAUCCUCCUGGAUGACACAGGGCUGGCAUAUAUCUGUCAGACCUACGAGCGGUUUUCCCAUGUUGCCAUGAUACUGGGUAAAAUGGUCCUGCAGCUCUCCAAGGAGCCGUCGGCACGGCUGCUGAAACACGUUGUCCGCUGCUACCUUCGCCUUUCCGAUAACCCCAGGGCACGUGAAGCUCUCAGGCAGUGCCUUCCUGACCAACUGAAGGACACCACCUUUGCCCAGGUCCUGAAGGAUGACACCACCACAAAGCGCUGGCUGGCUCAGCUCACCUGAAGGAGGGUCAGGUCACUGACCCACGGGGCAUCCCUCUUCCUCCGCAAUGACUGCUGGGGGAGGUGGAGGACCCAAGAAGAAACAGCUCAGGUUUACAAAGAACCAGGAACAGGUGACCUCUUCUGCAACAAACUGGGCACGCCAGCUGGCUGCUGGCCCGUUGGACCAUCCCACCCAGCCAAAGGGCUGCUCUGUAGCAAUGCAGCAUGCCUCCAGGGAUCGCAACACCAGCAAAUGCUGAUACGACAGCUUCAAAAAAA
Messenger RNA from Antrostomus carolinensis (chuck-will's-widow), 1097 nucleotides. It is a transcript of the gene CNOT9, whose product is annotated as CCR4-NOT transcription complex subunit 9. Gene Ontology annotation, biological process: mRNA catabolic process. The transcript is spliced from 8 exons. The record is from RefSeq and is a predicted model, not a curated record. The annotation marks the transcript as partial. Gene Ontology annotation, cellular component: CCR4-NOT complex. NCBI's taxonomy places the organism in Eukaryota, Metazoa, Chordata, Aves, Caprimulgiformes, Caprimulgidae.